AUGUCCAACAGCAGCUCCUUCAAUGAGUUCCUCUUACUGGCAUUCUCAGAAACRCGGGAGCUGCAGCUCUUGCACUUUGCAGUGUUUCUCUGCAUCUACCUGUUUGCCCUCCUGGGCAAUGGCCUCAUCAUCACAGCCAUAGUCUAUGACCACCACCUGCACUCCCCCAUGUACUUCUUCCUUCUCAAGCUCUCUGUCCUGGAUAUUGGCUCCAUCUCCACUACUGUUCCCAAAUCCAUGGCCAAUUCCCUGUGGGACACCAGGGCCAUUUCCCACUUGGGAUGUGCUGCCCAGGUAUUUUUCCUCUUUUUCCUCCUUUCAGCAGAGUGUUCUCUUCUCACGGUCAUGGCUUAUGACCGCUUUGCAGCCAUCUGCAGACCCCUGCACUAUGGGAUCCUCAUGAGCAGCAGAGCUUGUGCCAAAAUGGCAGCAGCUGCCUGGGSCAGUGGUGUUCUCARUGCUCUCCUGCACACUGCCAACACAUUUUCAAUACCACUCUGCCAAGGCAAUGUCAUGGAGCAGUUCUUCUGUGAAGUUGCCCAGCUCCUCAAGCUCUCCUGCUCAGACUCCUACCUCAGGGAAGCUGCUGUUAUG
Molecule: messenger RNA, 594 nt
Organism: Nothoprocta perdicaria
Lineage: Eukaryota; Metazoa; Chordata; Aves; Tinamiformes; Tinamidae
Product: olfactory receptor 14J1-like
Exons: 1
Biological process (GO): G protein-coupled receptor signaling pathway
Cellular component (GO): membrane
Molecular function (GO): G protein-coupled receptor activity; olfactory receptor activity
Source: RefSeq, a predicted model, not a curated record